Medicago truncatula (barrel medic) is the source of this 2177-nucleotide messenger RNA. RefSeq names its product probable anion transporter 3, chloroplastic. Gene Ontology annotation, cellular component: plastid. Bases 303 to 1823 code for a protein of 506 amino acids. Lineage: Eukaryota; Viridiplantae; Streptophyta; Magnoliopsida; Fabales; Fabaceae. Gene Ontology annotation, molecular function: phosphate transmembrane transporter activity. The transcript has 8 exons. Gene Ontology annotation, biological process: transmembrane transport. The record is from RefSeq and is a predicted model, not a curated record.
UCUUCAUUUGACAUCUUUUCAUUUUCUCACCAACCCUACCAAAUCUAUCAAAAAACUUGUCCUUCUUUUCAUUCUUUAUUUCAUUUUGUUUUUCUUCUCUUUCAAUUCUUGUGGUAGUUGUUCAAAUACAUUGCCAUUCUACCAAACUCACCCUAUAUAACAAAACAAAGAUACAAACAAAUUUAUCACAACCAUGUUUCACACACAAAGAUAACCCUUCAUCAAAACCAUCAAUUCUUCAUGAGUUUGUGAUAUGAUAGUUUAUUAUUAAUUCUUAUAAUCAUCACAAAUCAAUAUUCUUUAUGGCUGCUACAAACUCAUCAAUAUGUAAUAAUAACUUGUAUUCCUCCACAAGAAAACAUUCUUUAUCAUGUCAUUCAUAUGCACCACCACAUUUGAUGAGUUUUGUUAGUUUUAGGAAAGCCAAGUUAGGUUUUGAGACCAAGAAAUUGGAAUGGAAAAGAGGAAGAAGAGAAGAAUUGAGAAAAUGGAGUGUGAAGUGCACUGCAGAAGGAAUAGAUGGAGGAAUGUUUGUGGGAAGGAAAAGUAGAGAAAAUGGCAUUGUUGUUAGUAUUCCUGAGAGGUAUAAGGUUGUGUUAUUGUUGGCAUGUGUUAUGUGUCUUUGUAACGCUGACCGUGUUGUCAUGUCGGUUGCUGUUGUUCCUCUUGCUGCUAAACAUGGUUGGUCUAGUUCUUUUCUUGGCAUUGUUCAGUCAUCUUUCUUGUGGGGUUACAUAUUCUCUUCAGUGAUUGGUGGAGCAUUGGUAGAUAGAUAUGGAGGAAAAAGGGUGAUGGCUUGGGGUGUAUUGUUGUGGUCUUUAGCAACUCUCCUUACACCUUUAGCAGCCAACCACUCAACAAUAGCCUUGUUGGCAAUUCGCGCUUUCUUCGGACUAGCUGAAGGAGUAGCUCUUCCAUCCAUGAGCACUCUCUUAUCAAGGUGGUUUCCAAAUAAUGAGAGAGCAACUGCAUUUGGAAUUUCAAUGGCUGGAUUUCAUAUAGGCAAUGUCAUAGGCUUGUUGAUAACACCAAUUAUGCUAUCAACUAUUGGAAUUUUUGGUCCUUUUAUAUUAUUCUCAUUUAUUGGUUUACUAUGGGCGAUGACAUGGUCGUAUCAAGUUACAGAUGAUCCUUCGGAAAGCAAUUUUAUCAACAGAUCAGAACUAAGAUUGAUCCAAGCUGGAAAAACUGCUUCUCCAAAGAAGAGUAACAAGCUUCCUCCUAUAGGCCUUAUUUUAUCAAAAUUGCCAUCAUGGGCUAUAAUAUUUGCCAAUGCAACUAACAAUUGGGGUUACUUUGUUCUUCUCUCGUGGAUGCCGGUUUAUUUCAAAAGUGUAUAUAAUGUGAAUUUGAAGCAGGCUGCAUGGUUUAGUGCAGUUCCAUGGGCAACAAUGGCAGUUUCAGGUUAUCUAGCUGGUACUGCAUCAGACUUCUUAAUCAACGCAGGGUACCCUACAACAUUUGUCCGAAAGAUCAUGCAGACAAUUGGAUUUAUGGGGCCAGCUGUUACCUUGAUCUGCUUGAAUUACGCCAAUACACCAACAAUGGCAGCUACACUCUUGACUGCAGCUUUAAGCUUAAGCUCUUUCAGUCAAGCUGGUUUUAUGCUCAACAUACAAGACAUUGCUCCACAGUAUGCAGGAAUUUUACAUGGAAUAUCAAAUUCAGCUGGAACUUUAGCAGCUAUCAUAAGCACAAUUGGAACUGGUUAUUUUGUACAAUGGUUGGGAUCAUUUCAAGCAUUCCUAACUAUAACAGCAUGUCUCUAUGUUGUGACAACCAUUUUUUGGAAUCUUUUUGCCACAGGAGAGCAAGUUUUAUGACUUCUUCUCAUUGAAAAAUUACCCUUAGUUUUUUUCUAUACAUCAGAAGUACAGAAAAUUACAAAUUUCAAAAUUGAAAUAUUUUCAGAUUAAACUGCACAAAUAUUAUGACAACUCUAGGCUACUUAAAAAUGUCAAAUUGAUGAAUUUAUGUGGUUAUCAACAAUCAACAAGUUAGAUGAACAACAGUGUGAGUUUGUUCAUCUAAAUGUAGUAAAUUGUUUAAAACAGUGUAAUGGUAAGGUAUUGUUAUGAUGGAGUAAUUCUUCCUGCACCAAAUUGUAUAAAGAAAAUGUAAAGGAUAAAUCAUGCUAAUCUACCUCAGAGUUUCUUAUAUAUUAUUGAUUUACCAGA